CAGACAGACGGACAGACGGGAUGCAGGGGCGCACGGUGCUCGUCAAGCGGGCAGGAACCCUGGCGCGGGCCGAGCUGGGCUGCAGCGUGCGGGAGGAGAACCGGGCGGACCGGGAGAGCUACAGCGCAGACUGGCAGAGCGUGAGGCUCAUCACACAGCCGCAGGACAGGCAGUCUCUUCACGCCGUGGAUGAGUGUCGGCGCGAGUCUCUGACCCGCCAGUGGGAGGCCCGUCCCCUGGUCCAGCACUGCCCCUCCGGCGUGCUGCGUCUGGGCACUGUGGCUGGGGGGGUGCGCGAGUACCAGCUCCCGUACCGGAACACCCUGCCCGUGCCCCUGUUCGCCCCCGCGGAGCUGGGCGCCCGCCUGGGCAGGGGCUCGCCCCACGAGGAGGAGCCCCGCCCCGCCGUCCUCUCCGACGGUGCCUGUCCGACCAAGAGGGCCCUCAGCGACAUCAAGAGGGACCUGCCCCCCAUCACCCAGCCAGUCAGGAUGGACUUCGCCAAGGCCCCCAGGUCACUGGGCCGCUCCAUGUCACAGGAGGCCCAGAGAGGCUGAGGGGGAGAGGGACAGGGAGAGGCUGAGGGGGAGAGGGACAGGCAGAGGCUGAGGGGGAGAGGGACAGGGAGAGGCUGAGGGGGAGAGGGACAGGGAGAGGCUGAGGGGGUGACAGGUCUUCUGAUGGAGCAGCAGGAACAGGAUGGAGAAAAAGGGGUGUUAUAGAGAAAUGCCCAAAUUUUGGACGAGUGUAGCCGAUUGAAUGAUGUGAUCUGUCUGAUUUAUGUACCUGGAGUUCGAGGAUCUGUUAACAAUUUUCUGUGUCACACCCCCCUAUGAACCCCCCCCCCCAGGCUAAACUUUCUUAAACAGAGGAGGUUUUUCUACAGUGGAAGGGGGAGUGAGGGGGGAGUUAUUGAGAUUAAUUUACAUGGGAUUUUCACAUUGCCAAAGGAGUCACCCCGCCAGCACCCCUCCUUUUCCUGCCCCGAGGGGGAGACCGAGCCUGUCAGAGGCAUCCUAGGUAGUGCUGCCCCAAAACCUAAUUCAGAGGUUUAGACUUAGUAAUGCUCUUUCUCGCAAACGGGACUGUUUCUGCCAAAUUUAGAUUGAGUCUGCUGCUUUGCAGAACAGCUUUUGAGGUUGUCAUUCUAACUGGAUGGCUUCUAGGUCGCUUCAGUAGUGGGGUACCCAGAUGAAAGGAUUUGGCUGGAAAAGCCCCUAGCCCAGGGGAUCCUGAGGAUUAAUUUGCACCCCAGAUAGUGGGGGUUUGUUCUCCUGCUUCUUGCCUGUGCGAAAGCAGCAGCACAGCCAAGCUUCUGCAAGACUGUGCUUACUGGUGCAAGCAGGGGUGAUUCGUGAACGGACGACCCUGGAUUGGGGUCCAGCUGCAGAGUGCACACAGAAAUAGUCAUGGAUACUGGGGGACGCACGGCGUAGUUUUGCACGGAAGAAUUGGCACAGCACUGCUCCGCCCUGGGACACUACCCCCCGCCUGCUUCAAUGCCCACGCAGGUGGAGGGCACAGUGAACAGGACCCGAUUCAGGCUGAAAGUGGCUGGGGCAGGGCUAAUGCCGACAGCAGGUGUUGGCAAGGUGCACAUGUGGGCAACAGAGGGCUCGUUUUACAGAGGGAGCACCUUGCUGAAGAAUGCAAUGCGGGCACGCAGUGUUCCCGCAGAGAUGGAGGGAUUAUCGGAGGUCGGGCACGGAAGAGGGAUGAGUGGAUACAGGGUUGAACGAGAGAGGGAAGGAGGAGGAGCAGGAGCUCCAGGCCUUGAGCGGAGUCUUCUGGCUGUUGGAUUGACAGCAGCUGCCUGGGCUGCAGGCUCGGGAAAUUUCUCCGCUGUCUGUCACUGAGCUGCAAGCGCUGCCCAUCUGCCCCACCCCUCACUGCGGUGCUGUUAUUUGGGGUGGGGGGGGGGAGGCAGAGUUAUUUCCCCUGCUGUGGCUUCUGGAGGAACCCUGUGGGACUGCUGGGCGCCUGUCAUUUGGGGGCAGUGUAGCACAAUGGGUGCUCCAGCUCCUUCUCCCUGAGUCCCUCUCAACGCCGCAGCUGCCUGGGGGAGCUGGGACCACCAGGGCAGAUGCCUGUGCAGGAUGGGAGAGCAAGCAUCCUGCCCUCUGAGCUGGGGUUGAGGCUCGGUGGGGUGGUCUGAGCUCGUUUCGGGAUUUCUGCACCAGUGGGGUCCUCUUGCACAGAUUCUAGCAGAGACCAGGUUUGGGCACUCUCUUCGGUGGAAGGGCAGAGACUUUCUUAAUAUGUAACAUUCUGUAUAGACAUGCUAUGGUAUCUUGGAUUGUGAUUUUUAUUUUGUACAAUAAAUUAUCCAUGUGAUUGAAACACUUC
Molecule: messenger RNA, 2346 nt
Organism: Lepisosteus oculatus (spotted gar)
Lineage: Eukaryota; Metazoa; Chordata; Actinopteri; Semionotiformes; Lepisosteidae
Gene: tcap
Product: titin-cap (telethonin)
Biological process (GO): cardiac myofibril assembly; skeletal muscle thin filament assembly; skeletal muscle myosin thick filament assembly
Cellular component (GO): Z disc
Molecular function (GO): protein-macromolecule adaptor activity; titin Z domain binding; titin binding
Source: RefSeq, a predicted model, not a curated record